Molecule: messenger RNA, 1140 nt
Organism: Alternaria infectoria
Lineage: Eukaryota; Fungi; Ascomycota; Dothideomycetes; Pleosporales; Pleosporaceae
Exons: 3
Coding region: 1-1140 (379 amino acids)
Molecular function (GO): zinc ion binding; DNA binding
Source: RefSeq, a predicted model, not a curated record
AUGGACGACGAAGGCCCUAAAUGGCGUCUUGAGCAGGCGAGUACUGGCCGCGCAACCUGUAGUCAGGCCGCCUGCAAGCGCAGUCAGAUCAAGAUCGCGAAAGGAGAGCUACGUAUCGGUACUCACACGCUGUUCGAGCCAGAGGCUAGAUGGUACAUGGCCUGGCGUCACUGGGGCUGCGCGACCAAGCAUCAGAUCGCGGGCUUGAAGGAGACCACCGGUAACGACCCGACGAAGGCACCUGGCUACGAGCGACUCAGCCCAGAGAGCCAAGAGCAAGUACGCCUAGCCUUCGAGGGUCAGCCAGUCGACAAGAACUUCAAGGGCAUCCGAGAAGACCUGGCCAAAGACGCUCAGCGAUACGCCAAAGAGUACACUGAUGUCAGCUUCUACAAGGUCGACGUUGCCGGUCGUGCGUGCGCUUGCCGUGGCAGCGACUGCCUGUCUAAGAACGUGAAGAUCACCAAAGGUGAGCUGAGGCUUGGUCUAUCCGUCCCGUUCGAUGGCGAGCACGAGAGCAUGGUCUACAAGCACUGGCAGUGCAUGUCAGCGUUCGACUUGGAAGAAGCGGUUCGCCGAGCCAGUGAAGACAUGUUCGAUGGCCGUGACUCCCUUUCCAACGAGUUCGAGGAGGCCGUGACCAAGACACUCGAGACUGGCAAGAUCGUUAAGCCACCGGCGCCCGAUAUCGAGUCGCGCGCGAAACCAAAGAAGGCCAAGGCCCAGAAGAAGAAGGUCAAAGAUGAGGCAGAAGAAGACGCCGCAGAGGUCGCAGAGACCAAAGUCAAGGCAGAAGAUCCGGAACACGAGGUGGAACCACAGCCGAACGUCGCCUAUCCGCCCUCGCCGCCGAUCGAGAUGGAGAAGGCACCAAACACAAGCAAGGUCGGAGGAGGAGUAGAUGCUCAUGAGUCGACUGAGUAUGGACCAACUGUCGGUGUCAAGUUGGAAGAAGCAGGAGUCGAUGACGCGGUCAAAGCUACAGAUGCAGCAGCAGUUCCCAAGCCCAAAGCCAAGAAGACGCGAGCGAAGAAGCGUCCUAUCCGAGAGGUGGACGCAAGCGAGGAUGAGCCCGAGUACAUCCCCAAGAAGUCGAGAAGCCGAUCCACCCCGUUUACCGGUACUGCUGGUCUUGCAUAG